Naegleria fowleri is the source of this 729-nucleotide messenger RNA. RefSeq lists its product as uncharacterized. Lineage: Eukaryota; Heterolobosea; Eutetramitea; Acrasida; Naegleriidae. Gene Ontology annotation, molecular function: serine-type endopeptidase activity. Gene Ontology annotation, biological process: proteolysis. Bases 1 to 729 code for a protein of 242 amino acids. The transcript has 2 exons. The record is from RefSeq and is a predicted model, not a curated record.
AUGAGUUUGGCCUUUUGUAAGUAUUCAUUCUUUGGAUUCCCUUUGAGUCUCAUCUUUGUCAUAGUCUCAUCCAAAGGCCCAGCAGUGGGUAAUCGUAUCAAACCCGAUGUGACAGGAAUUGGUUACAAUGUAGUGAGUGCUCAUUCCGAAGGAGACUCAACGACCAAUCAAUGUGGAACCAUUUCUCCAGCUAUUGGAAAUUCAGCUGCUUUAAUAACCUCUCAUGGUCCCUUUUUGAAAGCUGCUCUUGUUCAUAGCUCCAUUCCCAUGACUGGAAUUUUGGAGUUUUCCAAAAAUGGGAAAAUCAAACUCUCAGAUUUAGGAAGCCCAAACUCUUACGAAGGUUUUGGAAGAGUUUAUUUGGGAAGUUUGUUACAAAAUCAAGAUGGUACUCCCUUGAAGAUUCUCGUGAAGGAACAAUCCUUUAAAAGCAUUUCAGAUUCUCUCAAAUUAUGUUUCAAGAGAAAAGACGACAAUAAUGCAAUUCAAACCUCUCCCUUCUUUAAGGCCACUCUUGCAUGGUACGAUUAUCCAGGAAGUGUUGCUGUUAUGCCUCAACUUUUGAGUGAUUUGAACCUAUUCAUCAAUACCUAUGGCACUAAUGUUUCAAAACUCUCAGUGAUUGAUGGAAAUUAUGGAAACCAAGUGGACACGACGAACAAUGUGGAAGAAUUACCACGUUCAUCCUCGAAAGAGGGUUCUAUGUAUGUGAGUGUGGCCUCUAUGUGA